GAUAUACACUGCACAUCCUUUGAAAAGCAGUCCAGUUUUCAAUAACUGUACAGCUGUGAUGAAGUCAGACUCUUUAGCCCAACAAUGAAACUAAAAUCAUCCAUUCUUGUGAUGGUACAUUUUCUUCAAGGCUGCAUUGUGCUUGGGCAGACAAUUUGCAAAGGGUAUUCAGUAUUAGAAUGGAAAACUCAGCCAACAGUGCAUGUAGUGAAGUGGUCUCUGACCCAAACCAUCUGUUUCAACACUUACUCAGACUGCUGGAAUACUGAUUCAGAUCUCAAAAGGAACACAGUAGAAAUGAUAAUUCCAACUAAUCUUCAACUUUGUCCUCUGCAACUUCAGCUGGGAGAUUCUCUUUUUGUUUCAUCUGAGCCAUCAUUUCAGUCUUAUGGAAUGAACCUGGCCAAUGUGUCCUUUGAAGAAUUUAUGAGGUGCCCCCAAGAAGAUGUCCCUCAGAAACAGUUAAUUUUUGGUUGCAGGUUAAGAGGAAUGCAUCAAAUUGACCCAAAAUGGCUUGGGAUUAGAACACAUUACUUUGUAGAGAUCCCAGCUGGAGGUCCACCUUUAUGCAAAUUAGGGCUUAGAUUGAAUAUAACAGUAAAACAGCAUCUUUGUCAGCAGUCCCCAAGUGCACCUUUUUGUUCUGGACAUGGAAAAUGUCUAAGUCAUAUCUGGAAUGAAGCAUUUCAUUGUUUCUGUAACCAGCCAUACUCAGGACAAUUCUGCCAGGAAUAUGAUGUGUGCUUCAGUAAGCCCUGUUACAACAAUGCUUCCUGUGUUGGCAGAGGGGAAAAAGGAGAAAAUGGUAGAGAUUCCUAUGAGUGCAUAUGCUCCCCAUCGUUUGCAGGCAAGAACUGUUCAGAAAUCAUUGGACAAUGCCAGCCACAUAGUUGCCAUCAUGGCAACUGCAGCAACUUAACUCCAAAUACUCACCAAUGCCAAUGCAAUAAGGAUUUUUCAGGUCCAUUUUGCAAAGAGCAUCUGGCACCAUGUAGUUCUCAACCAUGUCAGAAUAAAGGAUUGUGCCACGAUCAUCCUUCUGGAUACAGUUGCAAUUGCCCUGCAGGAUUCCAAGGUCAUGACUGUGAAGUUGACAUCAACGAAUGUUCAUCAAGACCAUGUCAAAAUGGAGGCACAUGUACUGAUAUGCCAAAUGAUGUGGCAUGCAUAUGCCUGCCGGUGUUCACAGGUAAAUUCUGUGAAAAAAUGGUGACCAUCUGUGAGCCAUCCCCUUGCCUCAAUAAUGGCACUUGCAUAGUAGGUGUGGAAAGCUAUCACUGCAGCUGCAUGCCAGGAUACACUGGAAAGAACUGUGCGGAAGUAAUUGACUACUGUGGGCUGCUCAGCAUCAACUGUCUGAAUGAAGGAUUGUGUCUCAGUAUAAUUGAAGGAUUCCGUUGCCUCUGUGCUCCUGGAUGGAAAGGAGAAUUUUGCCAAUUUGUAGAAAAUGCCUGUUUAGUGUACCCAGACCAUUGCCACAGUGGAGCUACUUGUGUUAACAUAAGCCCAUCCGAACUGCAGCCGCAGAUUGCGUGUCUGUGCCCCCAUGGUUUCACAGGUGUGUACUGUGAGACUGAAAUUAAUGAAUGUGACUCUUAUCCAUGCAAACAUGGAGGAUCAUGCAAUGACUACAUAGACCAUUUUAAAUGCAACUGUCCUAUGGGAUAUGAAGGUCAACAAUGUGAAGUGGACAUUGAUGCCUGUUUAUUUCACAACAUAAGCUGCAGCCAUGGAGCUCAGUGUGUAGACAAGCCAUACGGACUUGCUUAUAUAUGUGGGACAGCAUGCCAGGAAAACACAGAAUUGUGUGCGAAUGGAGGACGAUGUUUCCAUGAUGAAGACAACCAGGGUUAUCACUGUGCCUGUCUUCCUGGCUGGACAGGACCUACAUGUCUGGAAAAUAUUAAUGACUGUGAAGUGAGCUGGUGCCAGAACGGAGGCACUUGUGAAGAUGGAAUCAACAAAUACAGAUGUUUGUGUCCUCCAGGUUAUUCUGGAAAAUUUUGCGAACUCAGCUUAGACCCCUGCAUUGGAAACCAAUGCUCAGACUAUGGCUUUUGUAUGGGCAAUUUGAAUAAUUACACCUGCCGCUGCAGUCUUGGCUAUGAAGGACCAUUCUGUGAAGUGGAGGCUAAUGAAUGUUCGAGUUCACCCUGCAAAAAUGGGGCCACCUGUUUGGAUUUAAUUGGCCACUUCUCAUGUCAGUGUGCCGCAGGAUUCAAAGGCAAGUUUCUGUGUUCACCUUUUAUUCAGCAGAUUUCAUAGUCAAUUUCUUCUUCACUUAAGUUCAGAUUGUAGUUAUUUUUAAUUAGACAUUUUUCUUAAUUUGCCUCAGUAUGAAGUUUACAAUAUCUGUGAAAAGUUAAUGUUCAGUAUAUUUUUCUUCCAUCACUGUUUAUAUUCUGAGGGCUGCUUUUAUGUAUUAAGAUGAGA
Heteronotia binoei (common prickly gecko) is the source of this 2433-nucleotide messenger RNA. RefSeq names its product protein eyes shut homolog. Gene Ontology annotation, biological process: establishment or maintenance of epithelial cell apical/basal polarity; heterophilic cell-cell adhesion. The transcript is spliced from 10 exons. The coding region runs from base 85 to 2265 and encodes 726 amino acids. Gene Ontology annotation, molecular function: calcium ion binding. Gene Ontology annotation, cellular component: plasma membrane; protein-containing complex. NCBI's taxonomy places the organism in Eukaryota, Metazoa, Chordata, Lepidosauria, Squamata, Gekkonidae. The record is from RefSeq and is a predicted model, not a curated record.